Molecule: messenger RNA, 1638 nt
Organism: Paraglomus brasilianum
Lineage: Eukaryota; Fungi; Glomeromycota; Glomeromycetes; Paraglomerales; Paraglomeraceae
Source: the annotation of a GenBank genome assembly
AUGCUUACUGCAGUUCCACGUAAACCACAAAAAACUCCUGCCAAAGAACUUACCCCUGAUAACACCGCUGACACUGAUCAAUUAAGUCAGGAGGCUUCUGUCUAUUCUUCACCAGAACCAGCAAAUUCUUUUUCCUAUCCACAGAAUCAACUUCCAACAACACCUUCUCCUGCAUAUCGACAAGUAAGAAAACGACGACGACUAACCGAGAAAGAAACAACCAUACUUAAUGCUGUUUUUGAAGAAAACUCAAAACCAACUCAAAAUGUACGGGUCGAUUUAGCAAAACAGCUCAACAUGUCAUCAAGAGCAAUCCAAGUGUGGUUUCAAAAUCGAAGAGCCAAAGUCAAGAGGGAUACAAAACCAAUUGAAAGACCAGGAGAGAAACUUAUUGAGAGACCAGGCGAGAAACAAAUUGAAAGACUAGGCGAGAAACUUAUUGAGAGACCAGGCGAGAAGCCAAUUGAAGGACCAGGCGAGAAACAAAUUGAAAGUCAAGCACUGGAUCCAUCCGCGAGCCCGAGGGAUUUGAUUACCAAUAAACCCAAUGAAAUGACCUCUCUAACAGGUUCAUGCCCGCCCACUUCUGAUGAAGAUACCGACGCGUUAGUCUCUCCUGCUACACCACAGAAUAUAAUGGCCAAUCAUGGUAAUUUUAGAGGAUUUGUAUCGAGCGAUACAGCUGAUACGUCAUCGUUAGUGUCCAAGCCCAUCAUUGAGGAACAUAAAAAUACCAGUCAAAGUGAAAGUGUCAACAAAGUCUGCAGGCUGCCUUCAACUAACAAAAGAAAGUCGACAUGUGAAAAGCUAUUAAAGUGGAGUGAGCCGAGUUAUGUCAAACACGAGAACUGCGAUCCAUCUCAGUCAUUAAGAUAUCCCGCGAAUUUGAUAUAUUUCUCUGGAUAUCCCCAGACUCAGCCUCUUCCAGAAAAUCACGCCGUCGAACCUCCAUAUAUGCCUCCAUUAUCACUAUCAUACCCUUUGUUACCGGACAUGCCUUCUUCCAUGUCCACGUCGAUUACUCCCGUACCAUUACCCAUCAAUACUGCUUCAAUUUCCCAGAGCCUUUCGUCAUCGAUACCAUGUACACAUCCAAACACACAUACGUAUGCUGUCGCUCCCUUAUCGUCUUGUCUGCCGUGUCAUCCCUUCAUCCCUUCAACUUAUCCGCCAUCUCAGGUAUCACCACCUCAAACAAUAUGGAUUGCCGAUGACUCGAGUGCGGCUGAUAUUGACUAUGGUAUGGCACGGAUCCCUCCUGGAUACAACGACAAUAUUAAUGUAUUGUAUGAUAUGAUGUCAGUGUCGGAACAGCAAUGGCAACAGCAGACGGUCGAGGGAAUGUAUUAUCAGCCGUAUCAGCAUGGAGUGGAUGUCAUUGAUGGUUAUACCGCUUACGAUAGACACGAUGUAUAUAAUAGAUACAAUCAAUGCGCCGAAUAUAGUGUAAACGAAGUCAAUUUGCUUCCACGACCUGUAUGUGCUAUCACGCCGUUUGCUGGUGCUGUAUGGGGAAUUGAUGAUAGGCAUACAUACGAAGUCGAGUACGGACUAGGCUAUGGGCGAAUAAACGAUGAGAUAAUUGCAAACGAACGUGGGGUUCAACAUGAAUAUAGAGAAUACAAUCAGGGCUAUUAA